GGCUUGGUGUGCAGUUUCACCCUUCGACUGAAAGGAGGAGGUCUGUUUCGUCGCAUCUCUAACCACGUAAAAAAAAAGAUUCACCAGCAGACGACAUGGCACCCAAAUGCAAGGUGUGCCACGGCUUCUUCGGCCCCGGAGACAAGGCCCCCCUGUCGCUGCAGUGUGGCCACAGCACCUGCAAGCAGUGCGUCUUGAGGCUGAUCGACGAGACGGGAGAAAUCAAGUGCCCGACGUGUAGGGUCGUGACUGACGGUGCCAACGCUGAGGACUUGCCCGUGAACUACGACCUUCUGGACACAGCCACGGAUGACCUCGAGGCACCCGUUCGUCGGCAGGUUCGGAUCAGCGUGAUCGUGAAGGACCUGACCGGGAAGCAGUUCCGAGUGGAGGUCGAACCGAGCUCCCAGGUCAUUCAGAUCAAGAGGUCACUGUUUAACCAGUACGGCUUAACAGUGGACAAUAUUGCACUCAUGUUGCACGGUCAACGCCUGAGGGAGGACGAGACCAUUGCAGAUAACGGGAUCGUUGAGGGAGAUAUUAUAGAGAUGACCACAAGAUACGAAGGAGGGGAAGUGGGUGGCAUCUGAAGACCCUUGUCUUGAUUUUGAGGAUUU
Messenger RNA from Penaeus vannamei (Pacific white shrimp), 617 nucleotides. The record is from RefSeq and is a predicted model, not a curated record. NCBI's taxonomy places the organism in Eukaryota, Metazoa, Arthropoda, Malacostraca, Decapoda, Penaeidae.